Messenger RNA from Auanema sp. JU1783, 1458 nucleotides. The record is from the annotation of a GenBank genome assembly. NCBI's taxonomy places the organism in Eukaryota, Metazoa, Nematoda, Chromadorea, Rhabditida, Rhabditidae.
AUGCUGGUUUCACUGGAUCCAUCUCACGGACACAAUGCGCCUCUGAAUGACCGUGAAACUAUGAACAUACGCUUCAAUCAUGGUGCUCAAAACACGGUUCCCCAUCGGGAUUCACAUCUGAGCCGACACCAGCUAAGUAGUGUCCGACUACCCAAUACUCGCUCCACGCAAAGUUCGCAUUGCGAUCAACCGGCUCAACGGAUCAACAUGUCUCCGGGACAGAAUCCGCAAUACAACAACCACAACAACAACAAUCACACCAACAACCACACCAAUAAUCAUACCACCGCCAACAACAACAAUAAUGGAAAUGUUUAUGGAGGAAAUCCUCCUCCAGCAGUAGGCGGAGCUCCUCAACAAUCCCAACGCAACCCUAACGGUGCUGGUUUCUCAUAUCAUCAAUAUAAUAACAGAGGUGGUGGUGGAGGUGGAAACUACUAUGGUAGUACUAAUGGUGUUGGCAUGGCUGGCAGGACAGGAUUUGGAAUGCCAAGGGACGGCACACCAGUUCAAGACGUUCAACUCAGCUCUACUAACUUGUACAUUAGGGGAUUAGCCCCAGAUACUUCUGAUGAGUACUUGAGAAAUCUAUGCAAGCAGUACGGUCAAAUCGCUUCAACUAAAGCUAUUAUGGAUAAGACGACUGGCUCAUGUAAAGGAUACGGUUUCGUUGAUUUUGAAACACGGGAAGCCGCUCAGAGAGCUGUUGAGGAACUCAACACCCGUGGAAUUCAAGCUCAAAUGGCUAAGCUGCAACAGCAAGAGCAAGAUCCUACAAAUCUAUACAUUGCCAACUUACCGUCUCAUUAUAAUGAGCAACUAUUGGAAUCGGUCCUUACUCCUUAUGGUAUGGUUAUUUCCACUCGUGUUCUUCGCAACGCUGAUGGUCAAAGUCGUGGAGUUGGAUUCGCUCGUAUGGAUUCUAAGGAAAAAUGUGAAGAGAUCAUAGAAGCUUUGAAUGGUCAACGUCUCUCUGAUAUGUCAGGAGAUCAUCCACCUCUCUUGGUUAAGCAAGCAGACACUGGAAGAAAAUCUAACAGAAAGCGUAACGAUUUCUCAAUUGAAAUGGGAAUGUUCCAACAAGCUCAACAAUUCAUCUCUCAUGAUUAUAUGGGUCGUAUGGGCACUAUGCCUCAAAUCUAUGGACAUCAGUUUGUAAACUACGGAGGAAUGGGAUACCAACAGAUGAGCUAUCCUCAACCUCAACACUCUCAGUAUGAUACCAGCGUCAAUGCCGUAGUGAACCAGAUGAGCAAUGUACAAAUCAGCAACCAAGGUGCUUCAAACAACGAGAACGCUUAUAUGUACGGAACACCACCACAAGGACAACAGUUUUUCCUUAACAACAGAAAGAACGGACCUAACAAUACCAACAACAACCAUCAGAGCGCUUACUCUUCCGUUCAGGGAGAUGAACAUGAGUAUAGAAAGCAUGCCGGCCAGGUCGGUCCUCAAUAG